Helobdella robusta is the source of this 3021-nucleotide messenger RNA. RefSeq lists its product as hypothetical. Gene Ontology annotation, biological process: protein K11-linked ubiquitination; positive regulation of mitotic metaphase/anaphase transition; anaphase-promoting complex-dependent catabolic process. The transcript has 17 exons. NCBI's taxonomy places the organism in Eukaryota, Metazoa, Annelida, Clitellata, Rhynchobdellida, Glossiphoniidae. The record is from RefSeq and is a predicted model, not a curated record. Bases 1 to 2799 code for a protein of 932 amino acids. Gene Ontology annotation, cellular component: anaphase-promoting complex.
AUGUCCAGAGAAAACUUCCUGAUAGAUCGCUCUUCUCAGUACAAGGACUUCAUAAGCCCUUACAAAGUUGUCCUGUUGGUUUUUCUCCAAGAACAUGCAUAUGUCCUAGAUACAAUGUCGGAUGAUAAGGCCUGCGAUUUAAUGAUCACCAUACUUAAACUUAUUCAGGAGCCAGACAUGAAUUUAAAAGAUCUUAUACUGGAGAUUUCACUAGUCCUUCCUGAAGAAACUUACCAAAAGAUCUUAAAAAGCAUACAUGACCUGUGCACAACCGGGCCCGACAGCCUGUUCAACCUGAUGCAGCUGGCUCCGACCACAUUGUUGACCACGCCCCUCAGUACCCUGGUCAAGGGAGCAUCCAUUUACACCACCUCCACUGACCCCUGCCUCAAUAAGUCUUCCAUGUUGGAGAUAUCUAAACUCUACAAAAAACUCAACAGCAUGUACAGGCGGGCUCUAAACGUCAAUCAACUGUCCGAGAUUGCCGACCACAAGAUGGGGGAGGAGUCAUUCCUAAGUAACAGCAGAUGGGGGCGUGGUCUAGAAAAUUGGAGCGAUGUGAUUGGCCGGCUGGAUUUCAGGGCCAGGAGUCUAGAAUGUCACAGUGAUUUAAUUGGCAGGCAGGAUUCUGGUGGUGGGGAUAAGUUUGAAAGUGUUUGCCCCGGUGGGGUCGGGGGUGGAGGAGAGGAGGAAGAUGAUGAUGAUGGCUUGCCGGUUCUUAAAAGAUAUUCACACAGGCAGGCUGAUCAAUUCAUCACCCAGCAAGCCAACUUGUUAAGUAGCAACGAACUGUAUGCUUUGCCACCGAAGGAGCUUCACAAGAAGUUGAAUGAGUUACUAACGCCCAACAACGAGUUCCCUGAAGCCCACUACCUGAAGUUUAUGAAUUUUCUGAGGGUGCGAGAGUACAACGAAACCAUGAACUGCCUCUACAACUACUUUGACAGAAACCUCUGCUGCCCCAGUACUAAUAGUAGUAGUAGUAGUAGUGGUGGUGGUGGUGCUGGUAAUAGUAGCAAGAAUAACAAGAGCUGGCUUCAAAAACUCGGAAUGGAGGAUUGCAGCGGCGAGAGGAUAAACGAGUGCGGCAUCAUAAUCAGCCACAACAACGUCAGCAGCUGCUGCAGUAGCCACAACAACGUCAUCAUUCACAGCAACAACAACGACGACGAUGUUGGCAAUGAUGUUGGAUACACACUCGACAAACUAAUCAGAUCCUCUAGGGAAUUCGAAUUGCCUGAGCUGACCUCGUUGGCCUGCCAAUCGUACGCCAAGCAUGCUUACUUCAAUGGCGCCAAGCCGGAAAUAGUGAUGAAGAUGAUGAUGCUGAGUGACACCAUCAACUCCGAUCAUUCACUCACUGAUAUCAUCUGUGUGUCCUUAUCACAAAAGGCUGCACUUUGGAAUCUCUAUGGCUUUAACGAGUUAUGCAAACUCAACUGCCUGGCCUUACUGAACAUGCCAAGUUUCACCACGUCGUCCUCAUCAUCGCCGUCAUCAUCAUCAGCAUCACCAGCCACCCGCCUACUCACCCUUCAAACAACGCCCACUGUCUAUCAGAAUGGAGAGAGUGAGUGUCUGGCUUUGUGCCACCUCUGCUGGAUGCUUACUGAACAGGGCAGCUACCCCCUUGUGGAUGAGUUGAUGAAUAUGGUGAAGAGUAGAUUUCCCCAGAUGAGCAACUACUCACACAUUUGGAUGUUCUGGCAUCAGCGAAUCACAUUUGAGAUAUCACUGAGGCGCGGAGAGUUUAGCCAAUCGGAAAAGGCCAUUCAGAGUAUCGCUCACGUGAACGGAUUGGAAAGCUCUUAUUGCCGCUGCUUGUACUAUUUUGAGACUGGCCAAUCACACAAGUGCCUGCAACUGGUUGACGUUCUCAUUGGUCGCUGCAAAAAUAGGUCAUAUUCAGUGCAUGUCAAUCAUCUUUUAAUCAGAUGCCUCCUUCUGAAGAGCCUCUGUUCCACCACCAGCCAAUCAGAUCCGUCGUCGUCGACCACCCAGCCAAUCAUAAAAGCUCUACAGCUCACCAACAAAUAUCAUUAUCACUACCUAGGUGCCAUGGCCACAUUACACCUGGCUCACUAUCAGAUGCGUUUAAAAAUCUACCACAAUGCCCUCGAACUCAUCCAGAGAUGUCUGCCGACCAUCCUCCAAUCAUCUUCAGUCUUCGAUCAGGCGCGGACCCUUUUCCUCUACGUCCGCUGCAAAAUGGCCGCCCACUUCCGCCGGAAUUGGAGCUGCAGUGGCGAUGAUGGUGGUGUUGAUGAUGGUGAUGAUGAUGAUGGAGUGAGGGAGGAUUUCGUUGAAGAUGAAGAUGAGGACGAGAAGAAACAUAAAAUUCUACUGCCCCUGGCGCAUAUAAUGAAAACUGUCUGCGACAAGUUCCUCCAAGUGCAAGCCCACAACAGACUCAAGGACGCCCUCGCAUUUCAAGCCAUGAUGUACAACGAACUUGGCAUGGAGGAGGAAUGCAAUGGAUGCUCUUCUCUCUAUCUCAACAUUUUAAAUCGUCACCAUCAUCAAUCUCAACAACAACAUCAUCAUCAUAAACAACCGCAACAACAACAACAUCAGCAGCAGCAACAACAACAACAACAUCAACAACCGGAACAACAACAACAACAUCAUUACCAUAAUCUCCCGCCAUUUUUCGAAGAUGGCAGCUGGAAUAGAUCCUAUUAUAGCUACAAUAAUGAUUACAAUGAUGAUGAUGAUGAUGGUGGUGAUGAUGAUGUCGGUCGUUACAAUGGUAAUGAUGGCGACGAUGAUGAUAAUAGGUGUUAUUUUGUUGUCUUUUGAUCAAAAAUGCUGACGGAAGGAAGGAAAUAGAUGUUAGUUAGUGUCUGUUGAUUAGUAUUCAUUCGUUCAUUAUUAUUGUUGUUGUUGUUGUGUUGUUGUUGUUGUUAUUAUUAUUUAUUUGUUUACGAUAUAAGUUAAAAAAAAUGCAUAACUAAUUAAAAAUAUUUAACUAUGGUACUAAUUCGAAGUAUUUUUUUUCGUCAAUAAAAUUCUAACUCGUUU